Molecule: messenger RNA, 635 nt
Organism: Spinacia oleracea (spinach)
Lineage: Eukaryota; Viridiplantae; Streptophyta; Magnoliopsida; Caryophyllales; Amaranthaceae
Exons: 2
Coding region: 3-635 (210 amino acids)
Source: RefSeq, a predicted model, not a curated record
CUAUGGUAUACCCUCAGCAGAACUACAACAAUGGGGUAUCUGUUCAACAGUUUCAGUCAUCUGGAAGAGUAAGUGGAGUUGUUGCCACAAAUUUGUUUCCCUCAGGACAGACAGAAAUUCGCAUGUCUGUGGGUGGGAUUCGUAUGACCCCGGAGGGUGGUGACGUACUUUUGUCCCAAGACCGUUGUGGUAUAUCAAUGUCACAAAACAUAUCUGGUGGUCCAAUUGCCCAAAACCUAUCCGGUUUACACAUGUCCCAGAACAUUAAUGGUGUGCAAAUGUCGCAAAACUUGAGUGGAGUGCAAAUAUCUCAGAUGUCGCAAAUGUCCCAGAAUGCUGGUUCCAUUCGUUACUUCACCAGUAACAGCAGCAACAUAGGUGGAAAUUAUCAAGAGGUCGGGACUCAUUGUAUGCCUGCAAAUCAUAACCAGCACCGGCAUAGUUUCCAGGUUGUGAACGAAACCUCCCAUGGGGAUCACCGUAGUUAUCAACCAACUAUUAAACACUUGUUGCAGUCCAAUCCGGGUUUUUUAGUCAAUGAGGGUGGGUGUGGAACGCAUUCUAUACAUGGCGCCAGUGGUAAUCCAGUAUUCACUCAAGACCUGCUCGGUUGUCAUGACCUUACGAAGAAUUAG